Molecule: messenger RNA, 726 nt
Organism: Chlorella variabilis
Lineage: Eukaryota; Viridiplantae; Chlorophyta; Trebouxiophyceae; Chlorellales; Chlorellaceae
Exons: 3
Coding region: 1-726 (241 amino acids)
Molecular function (GO): protein binding
Source: RefSeq, a predicted model, not a curated record
AUGCACACUGCCGCCGACUCGGCGCCGCUUCCAACCGCCAGUGGCUUCCUCGCCUGCGACAUUGGCUGCCUGUCAGAUGAGGCGCUGGUCCUUAUCUUUGGCUCGCUAGGGCUACAGGAGAGGCACGCGGCGGCGGCGCUGGUGUGCCGGCGGUGGAACCGCCUGCUAGGCAGCCCAGCGCUGCUGCGCUCCGCAGCCCUGCGGCUCGCGCCCGGACCCACACAGCCUACCCGCGAGGCGGCGGCCCGCUUCCUGCCACGCCUCCGCGCCUUUGCGGCCUGGCUGGGCGCGCGAGCGGCGCCGCACCUGGUCUGCCUGCACCUGCAGCUCUGCAUCCCGCAAGGAGCCCCCACCGGCCGCCUGCGCCGCGCCUUCGCGGAGCUGAAAGCGGCGCUGGCAGAGCGCUGCUGCGGCCUGGCAGAGCUGCGCUUUGAGGUGGACCGUGGGGCCAAGCUCAGCGGCUGGGUGGCGGCGCUGGCAGGGCUGCGCACCCUGCACGUGCGCGCCGGCAGCAAGCUGCAGCUGGUGGCGCAGCUGCAAGGGCUGACCUCGCUGCGUGAGCUGCAUCUGGAGGGCUGCCCCCUGCGGAUCAGGCCCGAAGCGGAGCUGCCGGCCGGCGUGACCGCACUGGCGCUUGCCGGCGAUGCACGCAGCUCCGCGCUGCCGCAGCAGGCAAGGCCGCAGGCCCGCAUGCCUUCCUGUGGCCGCCCGCAGCUGGCUGCGUAG